This is a messenger RNA of Thalassophryne amazonica, 2418 nucleotides long. RefSeq names its product prolyl endopeptidase-like. Gene Ontology annotation, molecular function: serine-type endopeptidase activity; oligopeptidase activity. Bases 90 to 2219 code for a protein of 709 amino acids. The record is from RefSeq and is a predicted model, not a curated record. The transcript has 15 exons. Gene Ontology annotation, cellular component: cytosol. Gene Ontology annotation, biological process: proteolysis. Lineage: Eukaryota; Metazoa; Chordata; Actinopteri; Batrachoidiformes; Batrachoididae.
UUUUACUUUCACUUUUAGAAACGUGACAGUAUCAUUGAUUUGCGGUGUUUAGAAAGAAAAAAAAAAGUCAGAAAAAUAUAUUUUCACUCAUGGCUUUUACGUAUCCGUCUGCACGAAGAGAUGAGAGUCAGGUUGAUGACUACCAUGGAACGAAGAUCUGUGAUCCCUAUGUGUGGUUGGAAGACCCUGACAGUGAAGAAACCAUGGCAUUUGUUGGGGAGCAGAACAAACUGACCAUGCCGUACCUGGAGCAAUGUGCUGUCCGGCCUCAGUUCCACCAACGUCUCACUGAACUUUACGACUACCCCAAGUACAGCUGCCCCUACAGAAGAGGCAACAGGUACUUUUACUUUCACAACAAAGGUUUGCAGAAUCAAAACGUACUGUAUGUACAGGAUUCUCUGGAUGGCCCUGCUACUGUGUUUUUUGACCCAAAUACGCUGUCAGAGGACGGCACUGUAGCACUACAGAUGGGACGCCUCUCAGAGGAUUGUGAAUACUUUGCCUAUGGUUUGAGUAGCAGUGGCUCAGACUGGGUGACGAUACAUUUCAUGAAGGCGGAUGAUCUGACGCCGCUGCCUGAUCUGCUGGAGAGGGUUAAAUUCAGCUGCUUGGCCUGGACGCAUGAUGCAAAAGGCAUCUUUUACAACAGCUACCCACUCCAAGAAGGCAAAACUGAUGGAACCGAGACCACUUCCAACAUGAAUCAGAAACUCUAUUACCAUAUCAUUGGCACAAAACAGUCAGAGGAUGUUUUGGUUGCAGAAUUCCCCGACCAUCCCAAGUGGCACAGUUCAGUGACGGUAUCAGAUGACGGCAGGUAUGCGGUGUUGUCGAUCACUGAAGGCUGUGAACCUGUCAACCAGCUGUGGUACUGUGACCUCCACCAGCUCCCUGCUGGCAUCUCAGGCCUGUUGCCGUGGGUCAAGCUUGUGGACAAUUUUGAUGCACAGUACUCUUAUGUCACUAAUGAAGAAAGUGUGUUCACUUUCCUGUCCAACUUGGACGCUCCUCGCUACCGUCUACUCAACAUAGACAUCCAGAACCCAGACAAGCAGCACUGGCAAACGCUGAUACCACAACACGAGAAGGAUGUUCUGAGCUUUGUCUCCUGUGUGAACCAGCACCACCUGUUGGUCAACUACAUCCAUGACGUGAAGGACAUCCUGCAGCUGUACGAGUUGUCUACUGGCGAGCUGAUCAGGGAUCUGCCUCUGGACGUUGGAUCAGUGUGUGGUGUUAGCUGCAAGAAGCAGCACACGGAAGUCUUCUACAAAUUCACCUCUUUUACUACGCCAGGUAUCAUUUACCACUGUGAUCUGAGCAAGCAGAAUCCAGAGCCCAGAGUGUUCAGGCAGGUGGAGGUUAAAGGCAUCCAAAAAGAAGACUAUCAGACCACUCAGAUUUUUUAUUCCAGUAAAGAUGGAACUAAAAUCCCCAUGUUCCUAGUUCAUGCCAAGGGCCUAAAGAAAGACGGGACACAUCCUGUAUUUCUUUAUGGAUACGGAGGAUUUGAGGCUUCCAUACAGCCCUUCUACAAUGUUGCGUACUUGCUGUUUGUAAGACACCUUGGAGGGAUCCUGGCAGUGGCCAACAUCAGAGGUGGAGGAGAGUACGGCCUCACUUGGCACAAAGGUGGUACUUUAGGAAACAAGCAGAAUUGCUUUGACGACUUCCAGUGUGCAGCCGAGUAUCUGAUCCAGGAGAAAUACACCACAGCCAGACAAAUUGCCAUAAACGGGGCCUCUAACGGAGGACUACUCGUGGCGGCAUGCAUGAACCAGCGUCCAGAUCUGUUUGGUUGCGUUGUGGCAAAAGUUGGGGUGAUGGAUAUGCUGAAGUUUCACAAAUUCACCAUCGGUCACGCCUGGACCACUGAUUAUGGCUGUUCUGAUGACCCAGAGCAGUCCAAAUGGCUCAUCAAGUACUCUCCUCUCCACAAUCUGCCUGCGCUGCCUUACUCGGGUCCCCUGUACCCUGCUGUCCUACUUCUGACAGCAGAUCACGAUGACCGUGUGGUGCCGCUUCACACCUUGAAGUACUGUGCAGCGUUGCAGUACGGCGUGGGCAGCAGCGCCGCGCAGCGUCAGCCUUUAAUGGUCAGGGUGGACACUCGUAGCGGGCACGGUGCAGGAAAACCCACGGCUAAGGCGAUUUUGGAAGAAAGUGACAUCUUCUCCUUCAUCGCCGAGACACUUGGGCUCAGCUGGAAGGACUGAGGAGAAAAUGAUUCUGCAGGAGAGACAGAGUGAGAGGGCAGAUGACUGUAAAAAAAAAAAGAAAGAAAAGGAUGUAAAACAAGUGGGCCAUUUUAAGAGCAGGGUGAUGGUUUAUUUUUGCAGGAUUCCUUUUUCAGUCGAAACAGAUCUAAACAUGGAUAGAAAUGAGGAGUGUGAUACACGUGUAGAAGUAAUGAGC